AUGUCUUCUGACGCGUCAAACUCGGGCAACAUAAAGCUUUUUCCGUACACUGUCCAGUAUUUCAAAGAGACCGAGGGUGUGCAGUAUGGUCUACUGGACUUUUAUGAAGACGCCGAUGGGACGAGCGGGGCAGUUUAUCAGCAGAUCGUUGAUGUCACGGAACGUAACGGCUUGUCUACCAGGCAAAUCAGUGCAUGUGGCGUAGACAAGGCAUCGGUUAAUCAUGGGAAACAACAGUUUUUCAGAAGUUAUCAGAAGCUCAAUCCGAAAAUUGUGGAAGGCAACUGCAAAGGGCAGUCCUUGUGGGGUGAAACUGAGAGCCUUGCCACAGCCCUUGACUUGGGAUUUGAUGAGGACAGACUAUACCAUGAUGUAGGAAUACUGAACGAGGUCAUCUCCUCCAUGAUCCCCAAAGACGUGUGCUGCGUCAAGGUGGAGAUCCCCGCAGGGCGGCACGAGCACUGUGACAGGUGCCACGACGUCCACUGCCAAGUCCAGGUGAAGGUCUCAGUCUCGUGCUUGGUCAUCAAAUGCCGCAAAAACUGUGGCGCCGUCCUGCACAUGUGCAAGGAAGAGGAGCACCUGCUUCUCUGUCCCAACGAGAAGGUGCCCUGCCUCAACGCCGGCUAUGGGUGUCCCCUCUCGAUGCCCCGCCACCGGCUAGCCAAGCACUUGGAAGUCUGCCCCGCCAGUGUGGUCUGCUGCUCACAGGAGUGGAACCGUUGGCCGGUCACCGACACAGACAAGGCCUUUUACAGAAAUGUGUCAGGAGACUCGCAGAUCGCAGAGGGACACCUGGACGUAGCUAUGGCUCUCAGGGACCAAGAGCUGCUAUUCAGGUCCAUCAAAAUGAAAAAUGUCUUCCCCGAAUUGCUGGAAGUACUUAGCGAACCUGUGCUUGAAGAUAUGGCUGUUGGAGGCACAGGUGGUGCCUUUGAUGAUGGUGGAUUUACAGAGAAUGGCUGCUUCAGGAUGGAGGAUAAAGAACUAAGUGAAGAGGAGAGGGAAGCUUUGGCCAAGAAUUCGGACCUAGAGAGUAUUCAGAAUUUCAGUUGCUGGGAGGGAAUAUUCAGGAAGGAGAUGGAGGGAUGUAAGCAAACGGUCAAAAACUUGAAUAGAGUAACUGACUCUGGUGGGGCGAAGGAAGAGAAAGAUUCACCUCGUAACCGCAGCGAGACAAGCAACUUGGGGCAGAGUCAAGAAAAUACUUGUGCUGCAAGUGUGGCUACUGGCACCACUGGCCUUGCCCCAUGGCAGGACGGCGUCUUAGAGAGGUUAGGCAAAGAGUUCAAUAUUGCUGAGUAUAAUAUGUACCUGGUGCAUAAUGGGGCAAUGCUAAUCAACUUUGGUCAGCUUGCUGCUUGCACCCCGAGAGAGAAGGAUUUUGUUUAUGGGAACCUGGAGCCCAUUGAGGUUCAAACGGUACGGUCAUUUAAUGUUCCCACCAGCUACCGGGCAAAGCGCAACCAUCUGAAGGACCCCUCACGUAAGGCCCAGAGUGCACACCGAAGUGUCGACACAGCAGAUUCAGGUGUGGUGACCGAAGACCUCCCAAAGAGCGAUGAAGUUAGCGCAGCUCUGUUGUGCUCCUUAGAGAGAGAACUGAGGGGGCAUUUGAUCUCGGAGAGCGUGGGCACAGAUGGCUUCUACGUAGAUGUGGGAACGCAGACGUAUGACUUCUCCUUGGCCCCCUUCAACACAGACGCAUCGCUUGCCGACGUCAUAGCGGAUAAACCCAAAGGUCUUUACUUAAACAUCCAGGCGGAAUCUGUCACCAGAAGACACAACAAGACAACUUCGGCUUUCAGUUACAUCUGUGGCCACUUCUUCCGCCGGGAUGAAUACCACUCUCAUUUCAGGAACGUCCAUUCAGACAUACAGGCUUGUCUGAACGGCUGGUUUGAACAACGGUGCCCUUUGGCCUACCUUGGGUGCACCUAUAUCCAGUCGAGGUUUCUUCCCUCUGGCCAGCACGCCACGGUCCAAUACUGCCAAGACCUCAACACCUUUGCCCUCCGACCAGAGGUCUUUUCAUCCCACUUAGAGGGCGGAAAGUCCCUCAGCCCUCAGCGAAAACGUGCACGCAAUAUAGAUCCCCUGAGCAGAAUGCCCUUUGAGAUCCUUCAGCACAUUGCCAGUUACCUUGACAGUUUCACAUUAUCCCAGCUGUCCCAGGUCUCCCGGCUGAUGAGAGAGGUGUGCGCCACGCUGCUACAGCAGAGAGGGAUGGUCUCUCUCAAGUGGGAGAAGAAGAAAUACUCUCACGGGGGCACUUCCUGGAAAUGUCGAAAGAAAGCCUGGGGGUUCAGCUGUUUGUUCUCCCCCGUGGACAGAUGGUGCUUCAGCAGCAUCCCCUCCAUGUCUGAACACCUCAAAGCCUGCUCCUUCUACCAGAGAGAGGAGCGUGCUGAGCCCGUGGCGCUGCCCAGCUUUGGGGAGGUCACACAGAAGCGUGGAAGAGUGAACCACCAGUGUUGA
This is a messenger RNA of Lampris incognitus (smalleye Pacific opah), 2478 nucleotides long. RefSeq names its product F-box only protein 40. The coding region runs from base 1 to 2478 and encodes 825 amino acids. The transcript has 5 exons. NCBI's taxonomy places the organism in Eukaryota, Metazoa, Chordata, Actinopteri, Lampriformes, Lampridae. Gene Ontology annotation, cellular component: cytoplasm. The record is from RefSeq and is a predicted model, not a curated record. Gene Ontology annotation, molecular function: zinc ion binding; ubiquitin protein ligase activity; protein binding.